UCUUUUCCAUCUAAUCUCGUAUUUCAUGUUCAAAAGAAUCGCGUGAGAGAUUUUCUCAGUUAUGGGAAUAAUAAACAUUCCAAGAAAAAGGGUCAUUUAGAUAUCGAGUCUGUCAGUCAACGGGAUAACUUUGUUACGCGUCUUAAAAGGUUUUUUGGCGGUGAAACAGAAUUAGAUCAAAUUCCAUUACUCGAACAGUCAGAUCAACAGCAGAACCCUAACUCUGAAGAUAUUCGAAGAGAUGGUCCCCUCACAAGCGAGCAGGUCAACGAUGAACCAACCGAGAUGCUCAUGGAUGAUUAUCACGAACGUCAAGCAUUGAAGGCCGACUUCAUCGCUGCACAUCCGAAUUACGAUGCUUCGCUUUGGUUCUUUUGCCCUCAUAACAAGUUUCGACGGUUCUGUCAGCUUCUUGUUCCGUCGAGUCAUGGAAAACGCAUCUUUGGCACUCCCCAUUCGAAAGAAUUGAGUUUUGUAUUCAACACAAUAAUUUAUUUGUGUGUCAUUGCAAGCGUGGUCAUUGCUACAAUUGCGGUUCCUACGUACAUAAAAAAACAUUACGUCCGCUUUGAUGGGUCCUACUCGAGGUAUACCUGGUUCUGGUGGACGGACGUGGUUUUCACCAUUGUGUUCACCAUCGAAUUUCUCAUCAAAAUCAUUGCCGAUGGUUUUCUAUUGACACCAAAUGCCUAUAUGUUAAACGUUUGGAAUCAACUGGAUCUUUUCGUUCUUAUUACUUUUUAUGUAAACAUUGUGAUUGGCGCUAAUGUCAGCUCAUCUGGCGUAUCGAAAGUAUUUCGGGCGCUGAAAUCGCUUCGUGCUCUAAGGUUGAUUAACCUAACGAGCUCAACAAAAGAAAUUUUCUAUGCAAUCCUAAUUUCAGGAGCCCCGAGAAUAUUUGACGCAUCCAUCCUGUCCCUCGGCCUAAUCAUACCUUAUGCGAUAUACGGAACGAACAUUUUUGCCGGACUUUUCCUCUUAUGCAAUGAUGACUCCGUGAGCAAUAAGACUCAGUGUGUUGAUGAGUACAUUGGAUCACCAAUUCUUCAUUGGAGCUUCCCCUUGCCAAGGGUUUGGACCAAACCCUAUUCGUAUAGUUUCGAUGAUUUCAAGUCAAGUUUUCUGAUUCUGUUUGAAAUCGUGUCUGAAGAAGGUUGGGUUGAUGUUAUGUCAAGUUCCAUGACAAUUGCCGGACGGGAUUUGCAACCUCAGCCGAAUGCAUCGAUUUGGAAUGCAAUAUACUUCUGUGUGUUCAACCUGGCGGGUGCAGUUUUCGUUUUGACCAUGUUUGUUAGCGUCAUUGUUGCCAAUUAUCAAGAGAAAUCCGGGGAUGCCUAUCUCACUGAGGAACAAAAGCGUUGGGUAGAUCUUAAGAAAUUGCUGAAACGAAUCAAACCAUCGAAAAGGCCAAAAGUUCGACCGACAGGUCGAUUUAGGUCUUUAUGUUUUGAUUAUGCGGCAGAAAAGAGAGGCACCUGGCAUAAAUUUAUUACUGGAGUGUAUAUCCUACAUAUCCUGUUACUCAUGACUGAAUUUCGAAACUCGACACAUUGGUUUGGACUUUUCAGACAUAUCCUUUUCGCCAUUUUCAUAUUGAUCUAUGUCCUCGAUGUCCUUGUAAAAUUAAUUGGCUUCGGUUGGAAAGUUUUCAGGAGCGAUCGAUGGAACCUUUUUGACGUGGUGGUUGUUCUCGGUGCUGCCGUGACCACGGCACCAACUGUAUAUCCGUUAUUUAAAAACGAACUCAUAUCUCAGCUUCAGAAAGUAUUUUUGCUGUUGAUAACUCUUAAAUUGUUUCAAAAAAACGACACGAUGAACCAAUUAUUCAAGAACGUGAUUGGGAGUCUUUCAUCUAUCUUUAAUCUAUUUGCAGUAUGGUUCAUCAUCUUUCUCAUCUACGCAAUAGUAUUUAUGGAGAUAUUUGGGCUCACCAGAUAUGGCAAUAACGGAAAUGAUCAUGUAAAUUUUCGAAAUUUUGGUAACUCCAUGCUGACGCUUGCUCGAAUGUCCACAGGCGAAGGUUGGAAUUCUAUUAUGCAUGACUUCACUGUUGAAUCACCAUUCUGCGUAGAAGACAAGUCAUUCUUCAAUUCUGAUUGUGGAAGUACCAAAUGGGCUUAUUUUCUGUUUAUCUCAUGGAGUGUGUUGUCCAUGUAUAUAUUUACAAACAUGUUCAUCGUCGUCGUUGUGGAUAAUUUUUCAUAUUGUUAUCAAAUUGCUGCCGAAUUUUCUUUGAUUAAUCGAGACGAGAUCAGAAAAUAUCCUUUUAUUGUUUCUCCCGACUUUCGUAAAAAAGCUUGGGGUCUGGUAGACACAGAUCGAACAGGAUACAUAAAGAGUCGAGACUUUUCAAGAUUUUUUGCCAAACUCGAAGGAUCCUUUCGGGUUCGGAUCUAUGAUGACGAAUUCCUUGUUCCGAAUUUAAUCAAGAACUCAAGAGUCGAUAGCGAAGCCAUCGGGAAUAAAAAGGGAACAAAUAUUCUUAAAGUCGGUUAUCUGGAUGUCAGAAAAUUAGAAAAAUGCUUGAGCAAAAUAAAUUUGAGCAAAGUAUACGAAAGGCGAAAAAUGUACAACUGCAUUUAUCAGGAAGCGUUGCUAUCGAUCGAAAAAGAUGUUAACGGAAACGAAAAAGGAAUCUCCUUUACCAAUAUGCUCUUGACGCUUGCUCACUAUAAGCUUAUCGAUGACGAUAAAUGUCUACAGAUACAAGAAUUUGUCAAAAGAAAAGCAAAAACCGAGAGAAUUGCAGACAAUGUCAAUAAAGAUCGAGUAAAAUCAUUGUUACGCGCAAUCUAUUUGCGUCGAAAAUACAAAAGCAUCAAAGAUCAACGUUCAAGCACAGGAAAAACAAAUGAACCAGUUCCCAAGAUCUUGGUCGAUAUGUUUAAUGAUAAAGAACAAGAGAAGACAAGAACGCCGAGUCUCAUAAUCGAUACAGGAACAAAUUCACAAAAAAUCAGAAUUUCUAUGUAUUCAGCUGGCGCACAAAAUUCUCCCGGAUCCGAUGAACCGCCAACCAGAAACUCCUUAAGUCCACUUUCAACUCAUAGUGCGCUAGAUCAUUCGCUAACAAGAUAUUCAGGAAAUAUGUCACCUAUAAUAGAUAAUAAUACAUGGGAUCUAAUCGACAUUAAUACCGAGAUGGACGAAGAAACAGCAAAUCGAGUGUUAACCACUUUUCACAAUACUCAUUGGCACGUCAUAAUAAAGAUGUCCGUUAAAUCACCUGAAUAUAUAAAUCAAAAUGACUUGAAGGAUCUUAUCAAAGAUAAAAGUAAAGUUCCCAGUGUUGAUUAUUUGGUUUUUGACGUUCGCGACGAUGAUUAUGUG
Messenger RNA from Acaulospora morrowiae, 3330 nucleotides. Lineage: Eukaryota; Fungi; Glomeromycota; Glomeromycetes; Diversisporales; Acaulosporaceae. The record is from the annotation of a GenBank genome assembly.